Maudiozyma barnettii is the source of this 2358-nucleotide messenger RNA. RefSeq names its product exomer complex subunit (gene BUD7). The record is from RefSeq and is a predicted model, not a curated record. The coding region runs from base 1 to 2358 and encodes 785 amino acids. NCBI's taxonomy places the organism in Eukaryota, Fungi, Ascomycota, Saccharomycetes, Saccharomycetales, Saccharomycetaceae. Gene Ontology annotation, biological process: Golgi to plasma membrane transport. Gene Ontology annotation, cellular component: exomer complex. The transcript has a single exon. Gene Ontology annotation, molecular function: protein binding.
AUGUUGACGCAAAGAUCUAUUCCUGAAGUUAAGGAAGAACAGUCAGGAUACGCCAUAAAUGAACGUAAAACUAAGCUUUCUCAAUUCUUAGAUUUAGGUCCUCCUGAUCUUAUCACAUUAGUCAAAUAUAUUGCCUCAAGCAAUAGCUCUACUCAUGCCAAUUUGUCUGAAAAGCUUGGAGAUUCCGCUUCGAUUGCCAAUGUAGAUCCUGCAACUAUACUGGCAGAAUUACAUUCUCAUGAUAAAUUGAAAGGUGAAAUUGGUACUUAUUUUUAUUCGUUAGGGACAGAUACUUCUGACCCUACAUCAAUCACAAUUUUUUUAAAGAAAAUUGCCGAUUUGAUUACUGAACAACCUCAAGUAUGGUUUGGUAAAGCAAAACCGUUCCAAGUUGCAAGAGUAUCUAUGUCAACCUGGAAUACCUUUAGAAAAUGUGAUAUGAAUAUUAUUGUCCAUAUGCCAGGGACGGUACAGAUGUUUAUCCUGGAUGCUAAUGAUGAUCAAAUACAUAUUGAACCAAGUUCAGAAGAGAGUAAAAUCAUUUGGGCUGAAACUUUUGUUAGUGGUGUCGUUAGAUCUAUGAUGUUGAUGAAGGAUAAUUAUGAAGAUGGUGAAGUUCAAAACUUGGUGGAGACAUUGAUUGUCGACCCAUUAACCUCGGGAGAACUUGAAGCAGUAGCAGAAGCUUUUAUUGAAUUAUUCCCUAUGGUAUAUGAAAAGGGUGAAUUUUUAGGUUCUCCUUGUGAUGUUAUUAAUACAUCAAGAACAAACAACUAUCUGGCGGAAACAUUGAUUGAAAUUGUAAAUUUAACUCAUUCAGUUGAUCAGUGUCGUGAAAUGUUAGAAAAAUUGAUGGAGACUUACCCCGAAGCGGUUAUUCUAUUGACUCGUAUUCUAUUCGGCAAUGAUAUGGAAAUUGAUGCGAUCGAAUUGAUUUGUGAUCAGUUAGAGAAAAUUGAAGAAUAUGAAAAUAUGGAUUAUAAUAAUAAUGAUAAUAAUAAUAACGAGGAUAGUCAUCCUUCUGUACCAUUACAAUUGGAUUAUAAAUCGGAGUUACUUUGUGUCCAAGCGGAGUUUUUGAUAAAUGUGAAGCAUGAUUAUGUUUUGGCACAACAUGUGGCUCAAAGUGCUGUCAGUUGUACUCCAAGUGAAUUUAAACCAUGGUUUUUGUUAACACGAGCUUAUAUUAGAUUAAAUGAUGUUGAAAAUGCCUUGUAUACAUUAAAUGCUUGUCCAAUGGCGAUAUCAAAGGAGAAGUAUUCCUUAAAAAGAGUUGUCCCCUUUCCAACUAAAACAUCAUUACACUUGCCGCUUCCAGUAGAUGCAGUAUUAGAUGGUGUCACAUCAUUAAAUCCUCAAGAUCUACAAAGAGAACAUAAGACUGCUGAUCCUGCUUUGGUUAAUCUUGCCUCUGCAAAUCUAAAGUCUACUUACAUACUUUGUUAUAAAUUAUUAACUGAAAUUGUAGCAAUUACUGGUUGGGAUGAUUUAUUAAAAUUUAGAGCACAAAUAUUUAUUAUGGAGAAUGAUUAUCAGAGAAUUGCCACCGAAGAAGCAGCUUAUUCUUCAACAAAUGCAAAUACAGCAGCAUCCUUGAAUAACGUUCCUGUUGAAACAAAUGAGGGUUCUACCUCUCAUGAAGCAGAGAAUGUUGACAAUCCAAAUGCUUCACACAAUGGCUCUAGUAAUGGAACUACUAGUAAUAUACAAAAUAAUGUCUCUAAUAAUAUGAGUAGUAGUCAUACUGUCGUAUCCAAUGCUUCUUCGAUAAUACGUUCAAAGCGUCUUUGUGAAAGAUGGUUAGAUAAUUUAAUCAUGUUGUUGUAUGAAGACUUCAAAGUAUACACUGUAUGGCAAGCAGAGCAUAUGCAACAUGAAGCUCAAAAUUCUGAAUACAGAAAACUCACAUUUGAAUGGGAAUUAUUUGGAUUAUGUGCACGUAGAUUAGGACAUUAUCCAGAGGCCGCCAAAGCGUUCCAAAUGGCACUAUCCCAAAGAUUUUCUGCACAAUCUGCUAGAAAAUUACUAGAAUAUUGCAUUAAAGAACGUCAACGUACUAGACAGAUAGUUAACGUACCUAAUUCUACGAUGACCUCGAACCAAAUCAUGGCGCGUGUCAAUGAGUUAGAUAUGACUAUUAUUGACUUGUGUGUGAAAAUAUGUUGUUGGAAUCAUCGUUGGUAUAUCGAAUUUUCUACGCAACUGUUAAUGGCUAUAAGCUUGGUGGUACAAGAUAUAGGGUUAGUCAAGGUUUCUAAUGAGAUUGCAGCUCGAUACCCAAACUCUGUAUUCGAACUAGUUAGGGACAAUAUGUUGAUAUUCUUAGAAAAAUAUACAAAUGAUUACUUUGAUAAAUAA